This is a messenger RNA of Colletotrichum tamarilloi, 486 nucleotides long. RefSeq lists its product as uncharacterized. The transcript has 2 exons. Bases 1 to 486 code for a protein of 161 amino acids. The record is from RefSeq and is a predicted model, not a curated record. NCBI's taxonomy places the organism in Eukaryota, Fungi, Ascomycota, Sordariomycetes, Glomerellales, Glomerellaceae.
AUGGAUUCCGCGCUCGAUACAGGCAUUUCGCCUUUGGACCACUUGACAACACAGCUCUUCGAGUGGUCUUUCCGCGAUGAAAGUGAGCUCGAGAAAAGACAGAGGGCCGUUGAAGUCUUGAGACAGAAACGUAGUAGGAAAAGGGCUCGUGUCAAUACUUACAAUACACACCCCGCUACGCCUGACAACUCAUCCGAGGAUGACUGGACGGCACCGAACACACCAGACACAAGAAGAGAGCCCAGUGACCUUGGGCAGAAAGCCGGCGAUGAAUGUAGCACAACCGUGCCCGUUGCUGCUGUAGCUGCGCUGAUGCAGGAGAUUGCCAAGAACAAAUGGAUUGCUGUCAUUUUGGUGGAAUUCGACGGCAGCGAGAAGGCGGUGUUGAGGGUGGGUGUUCCGUCUCAAGACAGGUAUGUCUGGAGAGAAAUCUUAGGGCUUCUUGAAAGCGCUGGCCAGGAUACUAAGAGGGGAUUUGAACUGUAA